Molecule: messenger RNA, 2538 nt
Organism: Penicillium waksmanii
Lineage: Eukaryota; Fungi; Ascomycota; Eurotiomycetes; Eurotiales; Aspergillaceae
Product: mRNA splicing protein SYF1
Exons: 5
Biological process (GO): generation of catalytic spliceosome for first transesterification step; mRNA splicing, via spliceosome
Cellular component (GO): U2-type catalytic step 2 spliceosome; Prp19 complex; post-mRNA release spliceosomal complex
Molecular function (GO): protein binding
Source: RefSeq, a predicted model, not a curated record
AUGCCAGGGACUCUCCUGCCCCCGAGAUCAAGCCGGCAGCACGCACAGAUGGAUCGAACAUCUGCGUCCCGGCCGGACUUUUACCUGAUUACCGACCAGGAUACGGUUUACGAACAAGACCUGCUCCGCGAUGCGGGUAGUGUCAAGCCAUGGCUCGCAUAUAUCGAAUUCAAACACCAACAUGGCACUCUCUAUGAGCAAGCUUUUACCAUGGAGCGUGCCUGCCGACAAUUACCGCGAUCCUACAAAUUGUGGAAGAUGUAUCUUGAGUUUCGAACGAAGCAUUUAAAGGGCCGAAAUCCCACCGUCUACCGGGCCGAAUUCCAGAAGGUUAAUGCUCUGUUCGAACGAGCAUUGAUUCUUCUGAAUAAAAUGCCUAGGGUUUGGGAGAUGUAUCUCUCAUUUCUUCAUCUACAGCCCUUGGUGACCCUCACCCGGCGAACAUUCGACCGGGCUUUGCGCGCACUCCCAGUGACCCAACAUAACCGGAUCUGGAGACUCUACAAGGGCUUUGCGCGGUCAGCAUCCGGACAAACGGCUGUGAAGAUUUGGGCUCGGUAUAUGCAGAUCCACCCUGAGAAUGCGGAAGAUUACAUCGAGCUCUUGAUUGAGAUGAAAGAAUAUACGGAGGCUGUCAAGGUGUUCCUGCAAAUCCUUGAUAACCCACGAUUCCAAUCCAAGAACGGCAAGAGUAGCUUCCAGCUAUGGACCGAGAUGGUUGACUUGUUGGUCUCAAAAGCAAAGAAGAUUGACACUGGUCCUCAAGUUGGAAUCGAUGUUGAUGCCAUUCUCCAUAGCGGUAUUGAUAGGUUCGCCGACCAGCGUGGAAAGCUCUGGGCUGGUUUGGCCACAUACUGGAUUACCAAGGGCAACUUUGAGAAGGCGAGGGACGUCUUUGAAGAAGGAAUCACCACCGUGAUGACUGUCCGCGACUUCACAAUGAUUUUCGACUCCUAUGUUGAAUUUGAAGAGUCCAUCAUCGGAAACCUGAUGGAAGCGGCAGCAGUGCGCUCAGAGAAAGGCAAACUCGACGAGGAUGCCGAUUUCGACUUGGACCUCCGCAUGCUUCGCUUUGAACAGUUGAUGGAUCGACGCCCGUUCUUGGUCAAUGAUGUUCUCUUAAGGCAGAACCCUCAUAACGUUAUUGAAUGGGAGAAGCGAGUGGCACUGUGGGGUGCUAAUAAACAAGAGGUUGUUAACACCUACACGGCUGCUAUUGCGGCAACCAACCCUAAGAAGGCCCACGGGAAGUUUUCAGAGCUUUGGGUCAAUUACGCCAAGCUUUAUGAGAACGGUGGAGAUCUGGAUACUGCCAGAGUCAUCUUUGACAAAGCCGUGAAAGUCCCGUUCAAAUCCGUGGCAGAGCUUGCGGAGACAUGGUGUGAAUGGGCUGAGAUGGAACUUCGCGGCGAGAACUUUGACCGGGCCGUCGACAUUAUGGCCAAAGCAACACAAGCGCCCAAGAAAUCCACCGUCGACUAUUUCGACGAGAACCUGUCGCCCCAGCAGCGUGUGCAUAAGAGCUGGAAGCUGUGGAGUUUCUAUGUGGACCUCGUGGAGAGUGUAUCUUCUCUUGAGGAAACGAAGAAGGUAUAUGAUCGAAUUUUCGAGCUUCGAAUUGCCACGCCUCAAACUGUCGUCAAUUUCGCAAACCUCUUGGAAGAGAGCAAAUACUUCGAGGACUCUUUCAAGGUCUACGAGCGUGGUCUGGAUCUUUUCAGUUACCCAGUGGCCUUUGAGCUUUGGAAUCUGUAUCUGACCAAGGCUGUUGACCGCAAGAUCGGAAUCGAGAGACUACGAGAUCUCUUCGAGCAAGCUCUUGACGAAUGCCCACCCAAGUUUGCCAAGCCGCUCUACUUGAUGUAUGGCAACUUGGAAGAAGAGCGGGGACUUGCGCGCCACGCAAUGCGCAUCUACGAGCGUGCCACCCGAGCCGUGUCCGACGAAGACAGGUUCGAGAUGUUCGAGUUCUACAUCACCAAAUCCGCAUCCAACUUUGGCCUCACCUCGACACGGCCUAUAUAUGAGCGGGCUAUCGCCGCGUUGCCAGACCAAGAGGCCAAAGAAAUGUGCCUCAAGUUUGCUGAGAUGGAGCGUAGACUUGGCGAGAUUGACCGUGCUCGCGCUAUCUAUGGUCACGCCUCGCAGUUCUGCGAUCCUCGCACAAACGCCCCCUUCUGGCAGAAGUGGGAGUCCUUCGAGGUGCAACACGGCAACGAAGACACAUUCAAGGAGAUGCUCCGCAUCAAGAGAAGUGUCCAGGCUCAAUACAACACCGACGUCAACUUUAUUGCCUCGCAAGCCAUCGCUCGGAGUCAACAGCAAGCCCAAGAUGGCGGGGAGACCCAGGGUGGCGACGACAACGCCGAUCAAGUCGACGCUAUGGCAGCGAUCGAACGCCAGGCCCGUGCUCCUGUUGGCUUCGUCGCUGCGAGUAAUGGUCCAGAGGGUGGUAACCGCCCUCCACCUGCGGGUGAAGCAGCACCAUCGGCACCGGCCAAUCCCGAUGCUAUCGAUCUUGAUGAUGAUAUGGACGCC